AUGGACGGUGAGGCUCCAAUUAUUGAUCCUAGGCAAUCUGAAAUAGAACAGAAGCGUAUGGAUAUAGCUUGCAUAAAGCGGAAUCUGGAGAUGAAUCGCAUGCCGCUGAGUGAAACUAUAGUAGCCAUAAGUAAUCACUGUUUUGAAAAUGCACAAUCCGACCCGCUACUAUUCCCACCCAAAGACAAUCCGUACAAACCCAAACGCACGUGUUUUGCUUCCUAUUCGCCCCAACUAGAUAACGAUUCCAGCCUUUCGAUUCCGUUACUGUUCCUAUCGGUUAAAAUCAAUGUGAACAUUAGCGGACACAGCGAUUCACGCGUACCAACCCACUGA
Opisthorchis viverrini is the source of this 336-nucleotide messenger RNA. RefSeq lists its product as hypothetical. NCBI's taxonomy places the organism in Eukaryota, Metazoa, Platyhelminthes, Trematoda, Opisthorchiida, Opisthorchiidae. The transcript is spliced from 2 exons. The record is from RefSeq and is a predicted model, not a curated record. The coding region runs from base 1 to 336 and encodes 111 amino acids. Gene Ontology annotation, biological process: G protein-coupled receptor signaling pathway.